Molecule: messenger RNA, 1253 nt
Organism: Cloeon dipterum
Lineage: Eukaryota; Metazoa; Arthropoda; Insecta; Ephemeroptera; Baetidae
Product: protein XRP2-like
Exons: 7
Coding region: 53-1111 (352 amino acids)
Biological process (GO): post-Golgi vesicle-mediated transport
Cellular component (GO): cilium; periciliary membrane compartment
Molecular function (GO): GTPase activator activity
Source: RefSeq, a predicted model, not a curated record
UUUGAAUGUGGUAUUUGCCAUGCAUUUCUAAGCGGAUCACGCAGCAGACACAAUGGGCUGUAUUUUGUGCAAGUUUUACAGCGAGUUUUGCACCAAAAAAGCAGACGAAUCGUGUUUGGUCCCGGAACCAAAAAAGGAAUACUCCUGGGACAAAAAACCAAAAUUCGAUCCAAAAGAUUUCACCAUCGAAGGAAUAAUUGAUUCGGAAAUCGUGAGGGAACCAAAAACAGUCAAUGGCAGACAGAUGAUAGUUCAAAACUGCAAGAACUCCAAAAUUUUUGUUCUGGACCAUUGCAAUUCAGUCAUCAUAGACGAUUGCACCGACUGCCAAAUCAUUUUGGGACCAACCAGUGGAAGUCUUUUCGUGCGUGGUUCGGAGAAUUUGUGCCUGAUCGCCUUGUGUGGGCAGUUCCGCGCCCGCGACUGCAGGAAUAUAACUGCUUUCUUGUGCUGCACAUCACAGCCGUCAAUUGAAGCGUGUUCAAAACUGGAUUUCGGCUGUGCGCUCAUACAGUAUAAACAGCUACAAGGUCAGAUCGAGAAAUCCGGCCUGAGCAUUUUUAAUAACCAGUGGAAUCUGAUUUACGAUUUCACGCCAAUCGCCUCCGACGACCCAAAUUGGCAAAUUAUACCACCGGAUAAAGUCACGGAAUUGGUUCAAAUCAGUGAAGAAAACGCCGAAAGAUUUGAACUGGUAAUUGGUGAAAAAUCAAAAUCACUUGUCCCCUGCUCACUCGGAUCACCAGAUGUCGGAAAUUUUGCUGCGGAAAUUUGCAUUGUGGCAAUAACAGAAUUUCGUAAUCAGGAGAGCAUAUUUGCUCUUGAGUUUAUUGCAUCGCUAAAUCACGAGGAAGACUUACGUUUGACACGAACUAAAGAAGCAAAAGUCUGUGACGAGGACAUGAAAAAAUUAAAUCCCAACCAGAAAAAGCUGGACGCUAGUCUGGUGAAUUUAAUCGUGCUUCAAUUUGCGGGAUCAAACUGUGUAGCUAAAUGUCAAGAAGCAAAGGAAAAAGGGAGUACAAAAUUUGGUGAAGAGAUGAAGGAAAACGUUCACAUCUAUGACCGUCCAUCUGGCAAGCAGCUGAUAACAUUCAUGCAAAGUAGCUAAAGAAGGACGACUUAAUCUGACAAGAACAAAAUAGCAAGGGACGCGAUUAAAUCUAGUUUUAUUUUUGGUCUCUAUGUAAUGUAUGUCAGUCAGUGAGCCAAAAAGCUAUUUGUGUUGUAAUAAAUAAAUGAAUGGAAUAUAA